CGAAAUCUCUCGGACCUACGCUCUAUUUUAAUUAUUACCUCUGAAUUCUCUGCGACGCCACGGUGUUAGCAAAGUGCACCGUUCGUUCGAGGUUGGUACUUAAUGGAUAUUCCAAACGCCUCGGAGAUAAAGGCACGAAAACGGAAACGAAGAGCUGUGCUCUCUUGCAACGAUUGUCGGCGUCGCAAACUUAAGUGUGACCGAGAACUCCCGUGCAAUAGAUGCAUUAAUGGCGGGAUUUCCAACGCUUGUGCCUACGGGCGUUCAGAACAAGAAACCAGGUGGUUCAUAGAGGACGCAGAAGCCGUAAAAUCUGGGCAUGGGCUUGAUCAGACUCAAUUGAAUCAGGAUGAGCGUCCUGCCGGAGGAUACAACUCUGCAAUCAGCCCUGAUGAUGCAACAUUGAAUGAAGGGAAGCAAUACUUGUCCCAAAACGAGAAGUGGGAUGGCGCCGAGCUGCUAGAGCGACGUAUUGCGUCUCUAGAAGCACAAUUAUCAUCGCUCUCUAAUACCCAUGCCCUUCGAAUACCAUCAGCAACCAACCAGCCACUUCCUAUACCAGGUUCCGAGGAAAAUGUCGCUUUGCCGGGUCUGUUCAAAGGGCGCGGCUAUUGCACCUUCGCAUAUGGUCCAACAAGUCCUACGACCAUUGUCUUCAAUUUUCCUCAAUUAAGCCCGUUCAUGAAGAGCGUAUACCCAAAUUCUACCCUAGCUCGGCUGCGAGGGGACAUGCAAGCGUUAGAGGAGCGAGCUCGGUUGAGCAAUGUCGCUCCCAGAGUACUUACUGUUCCAUACCUUCGCAGCCUUUUGCCAGACCGUACAACUGUUGAACUAUUGACCAAGCGGUAUUUCGAUACGUUUGAAACGACUUACCGAAUUAUUCACAUCCCAACAUUCUGGGCUGACUUCCAGACGUUUUGGGAUUCGCCUCCAGGGUCGGACUCGGAUAUGGAAGCUGUUCUGCUUGCAGUUUUAGCAUGUGUUCUUUGUACUUCCACGCAUGAAAGCACGAAGUACAACCCCAGUGGCUCCAACUUUCGCAGCAAAGCGAUAAUAUGGAUCAAGGCUUGCGAGGCAUGGUUGAAGCGGCAAAGCAACAAACAUAGAACCCUAGCCACGCUCCAAGUCCGAUGCCUGCGACUACUAGCAAUUAAAACAACAUGCCUAAAGACGAAGGAAUUCUACCAAGAAGUCCAGGCACACAUGGGAUUUAUGAAAGCGAUCGGAUUCCACAGGGACCCCUCAGUUCUGGGGAAUAAGUGCUCCGUGUUCGAAGGGGAGAUGCGGCGCAGACUCUGGGCUACGACUUUGGAGCUAGAGAUACAAGCUUCGAUAGACAGAGGCACACCUUCAAUCCUUUCGAGCCUCGAUUAUGACUGCACCCCACCAACUAAUAUAAACGACUCUGAUAUUCAUAAGGACAUUGUACAGAUACCCGAGUCACUACCUAUGGCUGUCUUUACUGAUACGUCCUUCCUGCAUUGCUUAACUCAAACUGCUGCUCUCAGGAUAAAACUUUGCAAAUUGACAAACAGCUUGCGCUGCAGUCUCGACUUCCCAGAUAUCCUUCAAUACGAGCAGGCUGUUCAAGAUGCCCUUGAAAAACUCCCGAAAUGGUCUGAUCCUAGAUCGCUACAAGCCUGGACGCACUUGGACCUUCACUUGCGACAAUUCCUCGUCAUCUUGCAUACCCCGAGAGUUCUACAAACCCCACUUCGAGCAAGGACUACCUUCCGACUUUCACUAUUGACUGCGCUUGAAUCAUCUGUGACCCUAAUUGAGCGGCACACUAACUUGGUGGAUUCAGGAAAUUUUGCUCUUUGCUGUAUCAGAUCUGACUACUAUCGCGCCGCACUUUUGCUCUGUCACAUUGCCUAUCAUGCCUGCGGAACCCAAAAUGAAUUUCUCUUGCGUAUCGUCAAGUUAGUCUUUGAAGAUGCCAUAGAGAAAGCCUUGCGUCUUCAAGAGGAGAGUUCCAUGCGGCCUGGUCGAGGGAGCCAUCAGUACUGGUACCUCAGCGCAGCAGCCAGUCUUGUUCAAACCAGGUUCGAGCCUGAGCAUGAAGCUGUUCUCCGAAUGCAGGUCACAGACCGGAUUUCAAAGCUGUUCUACAAGAUUCUCUCCCUGCAGGAGGAUCAUGGUGACGAAUACUUGGCGAAUGAGGUAAUUCUCAGCAAUGGUUACCCAGCUCCGCAAGGUGAAGCUCCCGAAACUUCUACCUUUUCGUCAGAUACUUUUACGAGUGGCAGACUGGAUUCGUUUGAAUUCCCUGACACAUCUGAGUGGCUGUUGGAUGAUUUUUGGUCUCUCAAUGACUUCCCGCUCCUUCCGUUCGGCAAUUAAAUCUAACUAGCGGCUUUUGUGUGCAUAUUUUGUUGGAAUAUUAGGUGCACAUGAAUUUGAUCUCUCUGUCAAAUCAGUUCCCUCGAGCCCCAACUCUCAGAUCGCUUAUGAAGAAUGCGCAUCUUUAUGUGGCCAUAGAAGAUGGAAAUGUGUAUCCAUGGCCCACAACUUCGGUUUUGAUCACGAUUUAGGUGCUUCCGAU
Molecule: messenger RNA, 2545 nt
Organism: Lindgomyces ingoldianus
Lineage: Eukaryota; Fungi; Ascomycota; Dothideomycetes; Pleosporales; Lindgomycetaceae
Exons: 5
Coding region: 103-2343 (746 amino acids)
Biological process (GO): DNA-templated transcription; regulation of transcription by RNA polymerase II
Cellular component (GO): nucleus
Molecular function (GO): RNA polymerase II cis-regulatory region sequence-specific DNA binding; zinc ion binding; DNA-binding transcription activator activity, RNA polymerase II-specific
Source: RefSeq, a predicted model, not a curated record